AUGGCUGCACCUUCACCCAUGAGCACUGCCCCAGGGCGGCAGCGCAGGGCACGGCACAGCCCGACCUCUCCCAGGUCAAGCCGGCAGGGUUCUCUCUAUUUCUCUCCAAACCUCAAGAUAACUGACUCAGCUGGACACAUCCUAUAUGCCAAGGAGGAUGCCACUAAGGGCAAGUUUGCCUUCACCACUGAAGACUAUGAUAUGUUUGAGGCCUGUUUCGAGAGCAAGCUUCCUGUGGGAACAGGGAGGAUGCCGGACCAGCUCGUGAUUCUGGAUAUGAAGCACGGAGUUGAAGCAAAGAACUAUGAGGAGAUUGCUAAAGUGGAAAAGCUGAAGCCUCUGGAAGUAGAACUGAGGCGCCUAGAAGACCUUUCAGAGUCCAUCGUUAAUGAUUUUGCCUAUAUGAAGAAACGAGAAGAGGAGAUGAGGGACACUAAUGAGUCGACAAACACCCGGGUUCUAUACUUCAGCAUUUUCUCCAUGUGCUGUCUCAUCGGACUGGCCACCUGGCAGGUCUUCUACCUGCGUCGCUUCUUCAAGGCCAAGAAACUGAUUGAGUAAAGGAGCAAGACCUCCUCCCCCUCCUUGCAGCCCCAGCUGGACACCGCUGGGAGCAGACCUGGCCCUUGGAGCCAUCUCAUGGAUGUUACCCACUGACUGGAGCUUUCCUGCAGGAAUUGGCCCCUAAAGGGGGAGGGGAACACAGACAUUGGAGGCAAUUGGGGGCUUUUGAAAACCUAUCGGAUGUUGCGGGGGGAGGUUGUGAAGGGUUUGGGGGUUCCUGGGCACCGGUUAAAUAAAAAUGAUGUUUCCAUGACAGCUGCAGCAAGCUUUUGCGCUGUCUGUUCUCCAUUUUUAAUCCUGGCUUGAUGAUGCCUCCCAUCUGUGUGUGACUGUAGUGUUACUG
Messenger RNA from Tinamus guttatus (white-throated tinamou), 907 nucleotides. Lineage: Eukaryota; Metazoa; Chordata; Aves; Tinamiformes; Tinamidae. The record is from RefSeq and is a predicted model, not a curated record.